Triticum urartu is the source of this 1367-nucleotide messenger RNA. NCBI's taxonomy places the organism in Eukaryota, Viridiplantae, Streptophyta, Magnoliopsida, Poales, Poaceae. The record is from RefSeq and is a predicted model, not a curated record.
CCUAAAUGUGAAUCAAUUCCAUCUACGCUACUAGCUCUGUACACACCACAUUGAUUGAACCCAAAGAUCGAUGGCUCGAUUGAGAUUUUCGUCCACUCGCCGGUUCAUGGCAAUUCGUCUUGUGCGAUGGCGAAUGAUUCUUCUGAUGCUCGCAGUAGCAGCCGCAGCACUAUGGUGGUCAUCAUCGCGGCCGCGGAUGCAUCCCGUGGUGCUGGUGCCGGGCUACGCCAGCAACGAGCUCGACGCGCGGCUCACCGAGCUCUACCGGCCGGGAUGAGCACGGUGUAUGACGCCGCGUCCGACGACUACUACAACGUCCCCGGCGUCGAGACGCGCGUCCCCUUCUUCGGCUCCACCCAUGGAUUCCGCCACCCAGAUCCAGACCGGAGGAAUUUCUCCUACAUGAACAAGCUGUUGGAGAGGCUCGAGGGGGCCGGGUACCGCGACGGAGCGACCAUGUUCGGCGCGCCGUACGACUUCCGCUACGCCGUCGCGCCGGCCGGCCAUCCAUCCAGAAUAGGCACCGAGUUCUUCAGGAGCCUCAAGAGCCUGGUGGAGAGGGCGAGCCAGCUCAACGGCGACCGCCCCGCGAUCAUCGUCACCCACAGCUACGGCGGCACACUGGCACACCAGUUCCUGAUCCGGCAGCCCCUGGCGUGGCGACGGCGGUUCGUGAGGCACUUCAUCCCCAUCGCCGCUCCGUGGGGAGGACUCGUGCUAGGCAUGCAGGCCCUCAUCUCAGGCAACAACCUUGCGCUCCCCUUCGUUGACCCCAGGGCCCUGCGGAAGGAGUACCGGAGCCUGCAGAGCAGCCUGUGGCCGCUGCCCAGCGCGAAGGUGUUCGGAGCCGGGCAGCCACUGGUGAGCACCAAGCGCCGAAACUACUCGGCCAGCGACGUGGUGGGCUUCCUCCGCGACAUUGGGUUCGGCGAAGGCGUCCGGCCGUACGAGUCGCGCGUGCUGCCGCUGUUCGAGGAGCUGCCGGUCUGUCCGAGGGUGCCGGUGACAUGCGUCGUGGGGGUCGGGGUGCCGACGCCGGAGAGGAUGGUGUACCCGAGGGAUGAUUUCGAGGGGACGCCCGGCGUGGAUGUUGGAGACGGUGACGGCCUGGUCAACCUGGCGAGCCUAGUGGCGGUGGAGCCGGAGUGGAGGCGUCGUGGUCCUUAUUUUAGGAUGGUCAAGGUGGCCAGCGUGAACCACACGGCCAUUCUGGUUGAUGAUCGUGCGCUUGGGAUUGUCAUCAGAGAAAUUCAACGAGCUAAUUAGUUCAACAAACCUUUAUAUUAAUCAAUUUGACGCCGGUAAGUAGAGUGAUAGAAUUAGAGGAAGAGAAUGAUUGACCACACAAUCGGUGGUUUCCUGCUAUC